AUGUCUAACUUAACACCAUUGUUUAGGCAAUAUGUUAGUAUAAUUGCUGAUGAGUCUACUGGGCUUCAAGAAGCUCAGAGUGAGACUAAGUCCAGUUUGAAUGAAAUAGUUACAAGGGACUCAUUUCUGAAGGAAUGUCGAAGCCUUGCAAAAUUUCUUUUCGAGUUGAAUACAGUUUUAAAAAGUGUGUGUGAGGAAUAUAUGAACGAUUUCAGCAUGACUGAAGCAGAGAAGGAUAACUUUGAUGCCGAGGCCAGACUGCAAUUGCAGGAAUAUGUGAAGAAAUUGAAGCAUCUGGAGCAAUACGAAAAAGGUAGACGGAAACUCAUAGAUGAACAGAUCAGGAAGAUUAGUGGCUCAUUGAAUUUUUUUAAAUACAAUAACAGAAAUAUUGAUAAGAGAGACUUUAUUAGUUAUCAAAACUUCAAUAACGACUUUAGGAGUGGUGUGCUACGAUCCCUCAAUUUGUGGUUGAAAUACGUCUCCUCUGAAUUUAGCAACAUGCAACAGGAAAGACUAGCAUCACAACGUAAAUUUCAACAAUCUUUAUCGUUUUCUCAACCAUCUCAAGAAGUAGAUCUGAACAAUCAUUCUGAGGUCGACUUAACAGAAUCCAUCUCAUUGACAGUAUCACAAAGCCAACCAGUAGAGCAUAUCCAAGAUGAAAUUAAACAAUAUGAAGAAACCAUUUCUCAACUUACCCAGGAACAAUUACAAGUACUAGAGACAGAGCAUGAAGAGCUUAUUAACCAGAAAAACGAACAAUUGAAAAAGGUUGGUUUAAUUAAUAAAACAAUUAUGGAAAUAGUUGGUGUCCAAAGUGAAUUAGCUGCUCACCUUCAAGUUCAAUCCCAGAACAUUAAUUCAAUGUUAGAUAAUCAAGAUAUCAUUGAAACUAAUAUUACAAAAGGUAAUAAAGAGUUAAAGAAAGCACAGCGUGCUGCCGGAAAGACAGCAAAAUUGACGACCUAUAUAGCAGUCAUUAUUGGCAUAUUGAUUUUGUUACUUGAUUAUAUAAGUUAG
Nakaseomyces glabratus is the source of this 1023-nucleotide messenger RNA. It is a transcript of the gene UFE1, whose product is annotated as Ufe1p. Gene Ontology annotation, biological process: retrograde vesicle-mediated transport, Golgi to endoplasmic reticulum. NCBI's taxonomy places the organism in Eukaryota, Fungi, Ascomycota, Saccharomycetes, Saccharomycetales, Saccharomycetaceae. The record is from RefSeq and is a predicted model, not a curated record. Gene Ontology annotation, cellular component: endoplasmic reticulum; SNARE complex.